This is a messenger RNA of Schistocerca americana (American grasshopper), 2216 nucleotides long. RefSeq names its product glucose dehydrogenase [FAD, quinone]-like. The record is from RefSeq and is a predicted model, not a curated record. Gene Ontology annotation, molecular function: oxidoreductase activity, acting on CH-OH group of donors; flavin adenine dinucleotide binding. The transcript has 5 exons. NCBI's taxonomy places the organism in Eukaryota, Metazoa, Arthropoda, Insecta, Orthoptera, Acrididae. The coding region runs from base 270 to 2216 and encodes 648 amino acids.
AAUAGCCGGCUUGUCCUCCUUACAUAAGCGCCAGCAGGUCGCCAGCUCUGCGCCGACAAGUCGACACUCCAGCCUGAGCGGCCGUGCGGCGAGCUCGCAGACCUCCGCAACCUUAUCACCAGCUCGCAGCCUCCGACUACCCGACUGAGCUGACCGACGUGUUAGCGGUGUCCGCGUGUGAGCUGCCUCUGUCCUGUCCUCAGCAGUACAGAACAAGCGCCAGAGGUUACCACACCCACCUAAACUUACUUACAAGGUCGCGCUCGGCGAUGUCGGCGCAGUGCAGGAGCUGUGACUUCGGCGACACGCCGCUGCUGUCGGGCGCGUGCGGCGGCGGCGCGUCGGCGUUCAUGCUGGCGCUGCAGGCGCUACUGCAGGCGCGCUGCGACGUGUCGGACGCGUGCGGCCGCGUCGGCCGAGACUCGGCGCAGCUGCCGACCGGCCGCGCCUUCGACUUCAUCGUGGUGGGCAGCGGGCCGGCGGGCAGCACGGCUGCCGCGCGACUCUCCGAGAGCGGCGCCACGGUGCUGCUGCUCGAGGCGGGGCCCGAGGACCCCACCAUCUCGCACGUGCCCGCCUUCGCCGUCACGCCCAUCCGCACGCACCUCGACUGGAACCUCACCACGGCGGUGCAGCAGAACGCGUGCCUGAGCCAGGGCGGCGUGUGCCGGUGGCCGCGCGGCCGCAUGCUGGGCGGCACCUCCUCCAUGAACGGCAUGAUGUACACCAGGGGACACGCGCUGCUCUACGACGCCUGGGCCGCCGCCGGCAUCCCGGGCUGGUCCUACAACGAGGUGCUGCCCUACUUCAUCAAGAGUGAACGCAACUUGAACCUCGACGAGGUGGAUCCAGGCUACCACGGGAGUUCGGGUCCUAUGGCGGUGCAGUUCUUCCCACACGCGCCGCCCAUGACGGAGGCGAUCAUACAGGCGGGUGAAGCAAUGGGCUACCGGAGGGGCGACCUCAACGGCUUCAACAUGACGGGCAUCAACCGCGCCCAGAUGAUGGUUCUGGACGGCCUGCGGGACGAGCCCAGCCGUUGCUUCCUGCGUUCGGCGGGACGCGCUCCGGGAAGUGGUCUGCGAGUCGUAAUCAACGCUCACGUCACCAAAGUGCUGAUCGACCCUGCCACACGCACAGCGUAUGGAGUCCAGUUCGUCGACAGCGCCGGUCAGCUGAAGGAGGCGAGGGCACUGAGGGAGGUCAUCCUGUCUGCUGGCGCAAUCGGAUCUCCGCACCUCCUCCUGUUGUCUGGUGUGGGGCCCAAAGAGCACCUGCGCCAGUUCGGUGUCCCGGUGGUUCUGGACCUGCCCGGCGUCGGAAGGAACCUGCACAAUCAGGUAUCGGUCGCAGUGCCCUUCCUCACGGAUGAGCCCUUCACGAGAUGCCUUUCCAACAAGAGCGUCCAGGACUUCUUGCGGUACCGAAACGGGACGCUGGCGAGCACUGGCCUGACGCAGGUGACCGGCUUCUUCUUGAGCAAGUACGCAUCCAACGGCGUGCCGGACAUCCAAGUCUUCUUUGACGGCUACAACUGCCGCUGCUCGAAAACGGGAGCGGACGGAGAGUGCGAGGCGGGUGACUCGGGCAAGUGCGGUCCUCGCGUCGUGAGGGCGCGACCCACCAACCUGUUCCCGCGGAGCCGCGGGCACGUGCGCCUGACGAGCGCAGACCCUCUGCAGCCGCCAGAGCUGCAGCCCAACUACCUUCGCGAGAAACGCGACAUGGACGUGAUGAUCGACGGCAUCCGUCUCGUACAGCGCAUGGCUAAGACUCCGCCACUGAAGAAGCUCGGCUUCCGUCUGGACAGCAAGCCUUCGAAGGGAUGUGAGAAGGUCCCCUUCGAUUCGGACGAGUACUGGCGGUGUGUGGUACGAACGGCGACCGGUCCCGAGCACCACCAGGCCGGGACCUGCAAGAUGGGCCCUCCGCACGACCCAAUGGCUGUCGUGGACGAGCGACUGAGGGUGCGUGGCAUACGAGCAUUGCGCGUAGCCGACGCGUCUGUUUUCCCUGUGGUUCCCAACAGCAACCCAACGGCCGCCAUCGUAAUGACUGGCGAGAAACUGGCCGACAUGGUUCUGCAGGACACAGUCGCCCACACUGCACACACCGGUGGCCUGACUUCGCGCUCCGGUGUCGUACCUACCAGAACACACCACGGUUUUGCAGUACGUUCCCCAGCCCUUUACCAGUUCCACGCUUUCUACGGCUAG